AUGAGAAUCGAAACCUGCCAUCUCUGCUCGCGGCCGGUGUACCCGUCGAAAGGCAUCACAUUCGUCCGCAACGAUGCCAAACUUUUUCGAUUUUGCCGGUCAAAAUGCCAUAAGAACUUUAAAAUGAAGAGACAGCCGCGUAAACUGAAAUGGACCAAGACGUCGAGAGCACUCCGCGGGAAGGAAAUGAUCGUGGACCAAAACCUACUCUUGUCACAAUUCGCGAAGCGCCGCAACGCACCCGUCAAGUACGACCGAAACCUGGUGGCGGCAACGAUGAAGGCGAUGGAGCGCAUCGAGGAGAUUCGGUCGAGACGUGAGCGCGUCUACACGAGGCGGCGACUCAGCGGCAAAGCACAGCGGGAGGCUAGGAAACAACAAAAUCUUAAGAUCGUCGCCCAAGGAGAGCACCUUAUUCGCAAGGAAAUGGCAGACCUCGAGGCCGCGAGGUCCGAGAUGGGCCCCAUGGUCGAACAGGUCAAGAAGGAGAUGGAGGCCAGUCGGGUCAUGGGCGAGGAGAGACUCAGACAGAAGACGAAGAGAAAGAUGUUGGUUGGUGGUGGGACCGAAGAGGAGAUGGAUCUCGAUUGA
Molecule: messenger RNA, 591 nt
Organism: Exophiala bonariae
Lineage: Eukaryota; Fungi; Ascomycota; Eurotiomycetes; Chaetothyriales; Herpotrichiellaceae
Gene: RLP24
Product: ATPase-activating ribosome biosynthesis protein
Exons: 2
Coding region: 1-591 (196 amino acids)
Biological process (GO): ribosomal large subunit biogenesis
Cellular component (GO): nucleolus
Source: RefSeq, a predicted model, not a curated record